AUGCCCAGCCCAAACAGACCCGAUCUUUCUGCAGAUGCUCUUUGGUAUGAACGUGCAGUUUUCAUGGGCGCCCUGUCGUCCUGGAUGACCUUCGGGAUGAUAUGUGUCGUCUGUCUGCAGACAAUACACCUUCUCGUCGAAGAUCCUCCAAGACGAGGGGCCAAGCGAAACCAGGUCCUCAUUGCGUUCACACUCAUAAUGUUCUCGCUUGCCGUAUCCUUCAUUGGGCUAUAUACACGUAACUUCCAACUACAAUUCAUCGAGAAUCGUAACUAUCCUGGUGGCCCAAUGGCCUGGGGACGAACACAAUUCAGCAGUGCACGUUUUGUGUCGCCCAUUGUGAUCAGUGUUGUGAUCUCAUGGUUGGCUGACGGCUUUCUAAUAUAUCGUUGCCUUGUAAUAUUUCACUUCAAUUUGUACCUCCUUGCACUCCUGGUGGCCUUGUUCUUUGCCAGCAUGGUAUCCGGCAUUUUCUUUCUGAAUGAGACCAUACAAUCUGGUACCGGCUUGUACAGUGUUGACACUGUCGCCUGGGGUCUUGCGCGCGUGAUCCUCACCACUGUUCUCAACAUCGUCCUCGCCAUCCUCAUCGCCGGCCGCCUACUAUUCUUCCGACGGAGCCUUCGUCGAGCUCUUGGAACCUCUCAGGCCUUGUCUGUGCCAUACAUCUCCAUCGCCGCCAUGGUCAUUGAAAGUUCCAUGAUUUGUGCCCUCUCGUUCCUCGCCUUCGCGAUACCGUACGCGCUCAACAGUCAUGUCGCCAAUCUCUUUUUACCUUCCAGCUUCAUCAUGCCCGUUCUUUCCACCAUCCUCAUCAACAUGCGAGUCGCAUCGCGCCGUGCUUGGGACUCGCGGACCAUGAUAGCAGCACCUUCGAACCUCACCAGCCCCCAGCGAGCGAUGACGUCAAUUGAGUUUGUUGCAACUGCACAAAAACCAUCGAAUUUUGCAGCGGUGGAGGAAAGCACCAACGCUGAUGGCAGAGGACUUAUGGAAACGAAUAUCACAAAAAUUGUGGACGUGUUGGUAGAUGGAGCGCAGCCGGAACAGGACAAGAAGUGA
This is a messenger RNA of Stereum hirsutum FP-91666 SS1, 1062 nucleotides long. RefSeq lists its product as uncharacterized. The transcript is spliced from 5 exons. The record is from RefSeq and is a predicted model, not a curated record. Lineage: Eukaryota; Fungi; Basidiomycota; Agaricomycetes; Russulales; Stereaceae. The coding region runs from base 1 to 1062 and encodes 353 amino acids.